AGUUUUCUUAAAAUAUUUUCUGGAAAAUUACUCCAAUUCUUCUUCCAUUGUUACUGAAACUCCUUCCUCAUAUGAUUUCCUAAAUAAAGCACAAGUUUUAACAUCAUAAAUACUUGAUGUUAAGAACAAUGUUCAAUAGCAACAUGAUGUUAUCACCUGUUUUGCAAUGGUGUUUUAGACUUACUCAAGCAGUGACCCUAAAAAGGAAGUAGCUAGUACAAAACUAUCUGAGCCAGUGGCUGUACCACCAACUGUUAUUGAAACUCCUUUAACAACUAAACCAUUGAAGGAGACUAAAGAGCCCAUUCAAACUACUACUGCCACCAGUGAUCAAGUCAUCAAGUCAUCGCCACCUCCUUCAAUGAUUGCUAAGACAAUGAUUCUUCCAAAGACUAAAGAACCCAUUCAAGCUACUGCUCCCACCAGUGAUCAAGAACUCAUCAAGUCAUCAUCACUGCCUCCUUCAAUUACUGCUGAGACAAAGAUUCUUCCAAAGACUCACUUAAGCCGUGACCCUAAAAAAGAAGUAGCUAGUACAAAACUAUCUGAGCUAGUGGCUGUACCACCAACUGUUAUUGAAACUCCUUUAACAACUAAACCAUUAAAGGAGACUAAAGAACCCAUUCAAACCACUACUGCCACCAGUGAUCAAGAAGUCAUCAAGUCAUCGCCACCUCCUUCAAUGACUGCUGAGACAAUGAUUCUUCCAAAGACUAAAGAACCCAUUCAAACUACUGCUCCCACCAGUGAUCAAGAACUUAUCAAGUCAUCAUCACCGCCUCCUUCAAUUGCUACUGAGACAAAGAUUCUUCCAAAGGUAAUUUUCUUUCCUUCCUUGUAUGAUUUCCUAAACAAAGCACAAGUUUUAACAUCAUAAAUAUUUGAUAUUAAGAGUAAUGUUCAAUAGCAAUAGCAAGUUACCACCUAUUUUGUAAUGGUGUUAUAGAUGUUUGUUUAUAGGUUUUUAUGCAUGAACUAUUAUUUGUUGCUGAUUUUCUAAACAUUUUAUAUUGUCGCAAGGGUUUUGUGGUCGCCGGACGAAUUCUCACUAAAGUGGGAAAAGUUAGGAGUCGCCACUUUAAUUUUGAGGGAAAUUAAAGAAAACCAUUUGUAAAGAUUAGAACCACUUUGAAAACAGAUAUUAUAGGUUCGAGGUCCGUAUACGGGUGGGGAAGGUGUUAGGCACCCCACCUCGUCCCUCAAUGAGGGUAAGCAGAUUUAAUGUUGUGCUCUUUAUAAAUUAAAAUUGAUAAUUAAGGGGUGGAAAGAUAAUGUUAAUCCUUUGUGCGGAUAAAAGGGAUAUUUGAUGUUUCACUAUUUUGGGUUGCCUAAGAACACGAGUACAUGAGAUAACCCGUCAGUGAAUAAGUGUUGUAUAAUGGGUUUUUGUUGGGGGUUAAUUCGAACAUUGAAGUUGUGAUAUUUUAGUUUGGAUUUGAACUAAGAGAAUUCAGGUAAGAACACUCUCCCGAUCUCUUAAUGUAUUAUGUUUAAAAUUUAGGCAGAGGAUUUCAGGUAAGAACUCUCUCCCGAUCUCUACAUAUUUUAUUAAUAUUUUGUCCGAGAACUCGAGUAAGAAUUCGCCCCCCAAUCUCUUAGUGUAUUAAGAAUUUUAAGUUGAUAACUCGGGUAAGAAUUCUCCCCCAAUCUCUUAGUGUAUUAUGAAUUUUAAGUUGAAAACUCAGGUAAGAACUCUCCCCCGAUCUCUUAAUGUAUUCCGUUAAAGAUUAGACUGAGUUCAGGUAAGAACUCUCCCCCGAGCUCUUAAUGGGUUGCGUUAAAAUUUAAACUGAGUUCGGGUAAGAACUCUCCCCCGAACUCUUAAUAUGUUGCGUUAAAUUUCUAAAAAAUUACUCCAUUUUUUCAGUCUUUACUGAAACUCCUUUACAACUAAACCUUUGAACCAGACUAAAGAACCCAUUCAAACUAUUGCUCCCACCAGUGAUCAAGAACUUAUCAAGUUAUCAUCACCGCCUCCUUCAAUUGCUGCUGAGACAAAGAUUCUUCCAAAGGUAAUUUUCUUUCAUUCCUUGUAUGAUUUCCUAAACAAAGCACAAGUUUUAACAUCAUAAAUACUUGAUAUUAAGAGUAAUGUUCAAUAGCAACAGCAAGUUACCACCUGUUUUGUAAUGGUUUUAUAGACAUUUGUUUAUAGGUUUUUAUGCAUGAACUAUUAUUUGUUGCUGAU
This is a messenger RNA of Hevea brasiliensis (rubber tree), 2188 nucleotides long. RefSeq lists its product as uncharacterized. The record is from RefSeq and is a predicted model, not a curated record. The transcript has 4 exons. Lineage: Eukaryota; Viridiplantae; Streptophyta; Magnoliopsida; Malpighiales; Euphorbiaceae. The coding region runs from base 362 to 877 and encodes 171 amino acids.